Messenger RNA from Fusarium venenatum, 471 nucleotides. NCBI's taxonomy places the organism in Eukaryota, Fungi, Ascomycota, Sordariomycetes, Hypocreales, Nectriaceae. The record is from RefSeq and is a predicted model, not a curated record.
AUGCUCGUUUUAAAGAUUCUCUUCGUUAUCGCGACCACCUUCAGUGUCGCCUUUGCGGAAUACGGCUGCGGCGAGGUCAAUGUCGUCUACAUCGGACUCCCUGGUCGACACAAGUAUGUGAAAGAACAAGGUGCUGACCCUAUUUUGACGGAGAAACAAAUUGCGGACAACAUACGUGAGAUGCGCGAAGCAGGAUACAAUGUUCGAGGUAAUGUUGAAGGUGUUGACUGGCACGCCGCUGGCGUUGGAUUCGGGAUCCGUGGAUCCAACAUUUCUGAGCUCACAGGCCUAUUUGAAGAGAAUCUUGCCAUCUAUCGUGAAGAAGCACCCGAUGCGAAGUUUGUCUUCAAUUACAGCCCUAUUAGCUUUCUAUGGUCUGUUCAGCGAUAUUUCCCUCUCUCCAGCGACUGUAAGGAUCAUCCGGGGAAGGACUUAGGGUUUAUCACUCUGUGCGAUGAAGCCUGCAGUUGA